Molecule: messenger RNA, 1989 nt
Organism: Rhineura floridana
Lineage: Eukaryota; Metazoa; Chordata; Lepidosauria; Squamata; Rhineuridae
Gene: PUF60
Product: poly(U) binding splicing factor 60
Exons: 12
Coding region: 139-1851 (570 amino acids)
Biological process (GO): mRNA splice site recognition; alternative mRNA splicing, via spliceosome; regulation of alternative mRNA splicing, via spliceosome
Cellular component (GO): catalytic step 2 spliceosome; precatalytic spliceosome
Molecular function (GO): RNA binding
Source: RefSeq, a predicted model, not a curated record
CGCCGCGAUCCGCCCAACGGAACCGGAAGUGGCUCGCUCGGCGCCGCUCUAGCCCCUCUCCGUGGAAUCUCGUGUUCUCCCGCUGGCUGCUCAGUUCUCGUGAGACCCUCGCGGUUGGGGAAGGAGGAGUCGAAGAAGAUGGCGGCGGCGGCGACGGCGACGACGACUGCGCUCUCUCUGGUGAGCUCUUCGCCCACCAGCCAGCGGCCAGUUCCUGAUCCACUAGAGGACUUCUCUUAUUCCUUGACUGAUAAACUUGCUCAGGCGUCUUUGGGCACAGAGACCGUCAAGGUGGAAAAUGGGCAGAGCACAGCAGCCAAGCUGGGACUCCCUCCUCUCACCCCGGAGCAGCAGGAGGCUCUUCAGAAGGCCAAAAAGUAUGCGAUGGAGCAAAGCAUCAAGAGUGUCUUGGUGAAGCAGACCAUUGCCCACCAACAGCAGCAGCUCACUAACCUUCAGAUGGCAGCAGUGACAAUGGGCUUUGGAGAUCCUCUCUCACCUUUACAAUCGAUGGCAGCCCAGAGGCAACGGGCCUUGGCCAUCAUGUGCCGGGUCUACGUGGGUUCUAUUUACUAUGAGCUUGGAGAGGACACGAUCCGGCAGGCCUUUGCCCCCUUUGGCCCCAUCAAGAGCAUCGACAUGUCCUGGGAUUCUGUGACCAUGAAACACAAGGGCUUUGCUUUUGUGGAAUACGAGGUGCCUGAAGCUGCUCAGCUGGCCCUAGAACAGAUGAACUCUGUCAUGCUGGGAGGGCGGAACAUCAAGGUCGGAAGGCCCAGCAACAUUGGCCAAGCUCAGCCCAUUAUAGAUCAGCUGGCAGAGGAGGCACGGGCCUUCAACCGAAUCUAUGUGGCAUCGGUUCACCAGGACCUUUCAGAUGAUGACAUCAAGAGCGUUUUUGAGGCCUUUGGGAAGGUCAAGUCCUGCACACUGGCCCGGGACCCCACAACAGGGAAACACAAGGGCUAUGGGUUCAUUGAAUAUGAGAAGGCACAGUCUUCACAAGAUGCUGUCUCGUCCAUGAACCUGUUUGACUUGGGGGGCCAGUACCUUCGAGUUGGCAAAGCUGUCACGCCCCCCAUGCCGCUCCUGACCCCUGCGACGCCAGGAGGCCUGCCUCCUGCAGCGGCAGUCGCAGCAGCAGCUGCCACAGCAAAGAUCACGGCUCAGGAAGCUGUGGCAGGCGUGACGGGAGCUGCAGUACUUAGCACGUUGGCAACUCCUGGGCUGGUAACGCCAGCAUUGACCUUAGCGCAGCCCCUGGGGGCGUUACCGCAGGCUGUGAUGGCGGCCCAAGCACCAGGUGUAAUCACAGGUGUGACCCCUGCUCGUCCACCCAUUCCUGUCACAAUUCCCCAGGUGGGUGUAGUGAACCCCAUCUUGGCCAGCCCCCCAACACUGGCCCUGCUAGAAGCAAAGAAGGAGAAGGAGGAGGAAGAUGUUUUCCAGGAGUCUGAAAGGCCAGAAAUGCUCAGUGAGCAGGAGCACAUGAGCAUCUCUGGCAGCAGCGCCCGCCAUAUGGUGAUGCAGAAACUGCUCCGGAAGCAGGAGUCAACAGUGAUGGUCUUGCGCAACAUGGUGGACCCCAAAGACAUUGAUGAUGACUUGGAAGGGGAAGUCACGGAAGAGUGUGGCAAGUUUGGAGCUGUUAACAGGGUCAUCAUCUACCAAGAGAAGCAGGGUGAGGAGGAAGACGCUGAAAUCAUUGUCAAGAUCUUUGUGGAGUUCUCCAUGGCCUCAGAGACUCACAAAGCCAUACAGGCGCUAAACGGCCGCUGGUUUGCUGGCAGAAAGGUGGUGGCUGAGGUGUAUGACCAGGAGAGAUUUGACAACAGUGACCUCUCGGCAUGAACUCUGCUCCAGAGAGACUUUACCUUCUCCUCAACCCCCACCCCACCCCCAGUGAGUUCAGGGAUGUUUCUGGACCUGCAUUGCAUUAUUCCUGUGAUGUCUUUGUAGUUUCGGAUAAAAGUGCAAGGAGGCAAACUA